AUGUCGCCCUUCGGUGCGAGCCUUCGCGAGUAUAGAUAUGCGCCCCUCGACGCCGAAACAAGAGUCUUUCGUCUCGUCAAGCUUCUUCCUCCGAGGCCAUCGCUGAUUCCUGCCACCUGGGGCACGGUGCGAGUGGAACUCAUCGAGCAUCAUGCCGACUCCAGAGUGCCGUACGAUGCCCUCUCCUACGCGUGGAACGUUCCCCCUCGCCUGCGCGAGCCAAAUCGACGCAUAAUUGUAGAGACAGAGGAUGGAUCUUGGACUCUUCGCAUAUACCGCCCCCUGGAGCUCGCGCUGCUCCAUCUCGGUGCCAACGACACGACGAGUCGGCCGAUCUUCAUCGACCAGAUCUGCAUCGACCAAAACAACGGGCCGGAAAAGAGUCAUCAGGUGCGGUGCAUGCGAGAUAUUUACAGCAACUGCGUUCGCACCGUCGUGUGGCUGGGCCCGUCGACGACGAACUCGGCAGAGUACUUUUCCUACGUCCAGGAGAUUACGGCCGAGGGAGUUCUGAGUCGCGUCAUGAACCCAAACGUCGCCCAGUUCAUGCACGUCUUCGACGCCGUCAUGGACUCCUCACUGGACAUCAACGAUGCGGAGCGCGAGGACAGGGACGAUAUACUGGGCAUGCUGCAACGAUUCGGCGACCGAUUCCCGCUCGAUGGCUUCGCCGACGUGCUUGACCGAGAUUGGUUUGGUCGUCUGUGGAUCAUCCAGGAGGCCUGCCUGGCACCCUCGGUCGUCUUCGUCUGCGGAUCGCAAGCACUGUGCUUCGACUGCUUCCGCGCCGGUGCGUUGUUCUACAAUCUUCACAACACCAAAUGGAUCCGACAACGGACAGGGGCAACGUCCAAGCAUGAGCUGACUCGUCGCAAUGCCCUGUUCGAAAAGAAGGCCAGCCUCGGUCGCAUCUUCCAGGAGCGCAAGACGAUCCACCAGAGCGGCACGCGCCAGGAGCUGUACGAUCUCGUGCUCAAGUACAGCGUCAACGGCGAUCAGAAAAAGAUUGGCUCAAGCCUACCGGAAGACCGAAUCUUUGGCCUGCUGGGGCUCGCGGCCGAAGACGAUCAACUUCGACGGCGGGUUCGGGUCCGAUACGGCGAGGAUGCCGUGCAGAUAUACUCCGAGGUGGCGGCGCUGCUUCUGGAGAGAUAUGUGGACGCGCUGCUGUACAACCAGUUCCCGAAGACGACGCCGGGCCUGCCUUCCUGGGCCCCGGACUGGGCCAUGAACCUCGCGGUGCCCGUGGGCUACUCGGAGCGCAAAACGCCAGUGUACUCUGCGGGAGGGCCCUCGACGGAGACCCGCAUCCGGUUCGACGAGGCGUCGCGCCGGCUAACGAUCCGCGCUUGCACGGUCGACGAGAUCACGGCCGUCGGGGAGCGGACAUGUCGCGCGCAGCCCGAUGUGCAGAUCAUGCAGCAAAUCGACUACGGCCGGGCGAGCAUGGUCUUUGACGAGGUGUCGGACUUUGUCGAGGAAGCCGCCGCAUCGGACGACGACGGAGGGCGAACGGCGCGUACCAUCUCGCUUCGUCUCUGCGACUCGGGUUUGUCGUACCGCCACUUCUCGGACAAGCUCGGGGCAUCCGCCGGGUGCGAAAGGCUCGGGGCAUUGCAUGAUGCCAUCUCACUUCUGGGGCGACGGCUCCUCCGCUCGGAUGCCACCGUCGCGGCGCAUCGCAUCACGCGCAUAUACCGAACCUUGGGCAUCACCCCCUGGUACUGGAUUCCUCCGCCCGAGAUGGACACCCUCCGCAUCUGCGCGCAGGGGCCCAUCUCCGCUUCCAAGGUCGCAUGGGAGGCUCUCGAGGACUUUGUCGAGGACAUGGUCGGCAUGUGCGUCGCCUCGACGAGAAUCGCGUGGGCGUCGUGGUACGUGAAGCUGCGUCGCCGCUACGGAAAGGUGACGUUGAAGCCGGAUCAUGACGUCUUGGCAAGAGUAGGGCUCGACCCGCACGUGGCCAUGGGCCAGGACAUGAGCGUGUUCACGACGAACCUGUUGAAGAAUGCCGGACGGAGACUGUAUCGGACCCGAAGGGGCCUCUUGGGCAUGGGGCCGGCGCACAUGCGGCGGGGAGAUUUGGUCGUGGUCUUCCACGGCGGCACAAUGCCUCAUGUGCUUCGGGAUGUGGGCGGUCUAUGGCAGUACGUCGGCGAGGCGUAUUGCGACGGAAUCAUGGACGGUGAGGCGAUGGGAAAACGGCAUCGAGACGAGCUAUACGCUGGUUUAACAAGGACAGCUGCAUUGCGGUGCUGA
Drechmeria coniospora is the source of this 2259-nucleotide messenger RNA. RefSeq names its product heterokaryon incompatibility protein. NCBI's taxonomy places the organism in Eukaryota, Fungi, Ascomycota, Sordariomycetes, Hypocreales, Ophiocordycipitaceae. The transcript has a single exon. The record is from RefSeq and is a predicted model, not a curated record. Bases 1 to 2259 code for a protein of 752 amino acids.